GGCAUCUCAGUCAAAUUACAAGUUUUUUUUUAUAUUCAUCCGGGGAUGAACAUACAAGAAAUGAAGAAAGUACUAGUAAAUUCUUAAUCUCUUUGGUUUUUUUGUUUCCUCAACUCUUUUCUUAUAAACUCGAGAAAUGGAAGGGCUAUACUAAUUAGGUGUCAUUGAAUCUUGAUAUGUCAACAAGAUUUACGUGUCGAUUAUAAUAAGAAACAGAGAAAAACUUGAUAUGGUAUUGAGUGUUGUCUACUGACUAUCGAAUCUUACCAAAACAAAAAAAAGUGUACGGAUCCCACUUGUUGUCAUAAGUCGUAACCACGCGUACUUCCUUGUGGAGUUGUGGGCUCCUUGUUUUAUCUUUACCGUUAAGUUGGCCACUUGGCCCUAUUUCACAAUCGCUUCUUCUUUACUACUCCGGGGAUUAUGAUUAUUUUGGUAGAGAACUUUUCUAUUACGUUUUGGCUUAUUACUAAGUUUUAAGCUGAGGACAAGAAAAUUGAAAGUUUUUUUUACGUAUCAUUUACUGCUAAUUUUAGAAGAAUAUCUGAUUUAGCUUUUCCUACGCAUUUUAACUUCCCUAAUUAGAAGAAAUAAAAUAACUUGGAGUUGAAGUUUUCUGUAAACGAAGAUUUAGUUAAAGGGAGGGAAAGAGGGAAUUGUGGUAAACUUUUGAUAAGUACGCUUUACUUCUUAUAUUUUCGAUAGAAAAUCGACACAUGUAGAUUAGAUUGCCAAAGCAUUAACUACCAAAUUAGAAAACAAAAUUCAAUAAUUAUAUACUCCAUUAUUCCUUAGAACAACCCCUUCCCUUUUUAGUCAAAACUUGUAAUCAUCAUUUGUUAAAAUCUUUCCCAAAAAAGAUAGUUUUGGCAUUUGCAUUAAUGAAAAAAAAUGAAGGAAAAAGAUUUGCAUUAAUUCAAUAUUUCUCUGACAUUUGACCAAACGCCAUGUAGUGUGUAUAAAUAUAUCUCUGCAUGUAAAUUGUUGAUGUUGGCAUUAUAGAUAGGGAGAGAAGAGACGUAACAGAGAGAGGCAGGAGAUGGCGGCUGAAACAGCAAGUGGCAGCAACAGAAGUAUCUCAAACUCUCCUCUCAUAGAAAACUCUGAUUCUAAUCAGAUUCUUGUCCCUGAGAAAAAGAGCUGGAAAAACUUCUUCUCAUACUUAGGCCCUGGAUUUCUUGUCUCAAUUGCUUACAUUGAUCCUGGAAACUUUGAAACUGAUCUGCAAUCAGGAGCUCAAUACAAGUAUGAGUUACUCUGGAUCAUAUUGGUGGCAUCAUGUGCAGCUUUAGUGAUUCAAUCUCUGGCUGCAAAUCUUGGUGUUGUCACAGGAAAGCACUUAGCAGAGCAUUGUAGAGCUGAGUACUCCAAGGUUCCAAACUUUAUGUUAUGGGUAGUUGCUGAAAUCGCUGUAGUAGCUUGUGAUAUUCCAGAAGUAAUUGGAACAGCAUUUGCUUUAAACAUGCUAUUCAAUAUCCCGGUUUGGAUUGGUGUUCUUCUCACAGGACUUAGUACAUUGAUUCUUCUAGCACUUCAACAAUAUGGGAUUAGAAAGCUCGAGUUCUUGAUCGCUUUUCUUGUGUUCACCAUUGCCCUAUGCUUCUUUGUUGAGCUUCAUUACUCAAAGCCAGACCCAAAAGAAGUCCUCUAUGGUCUCUUUGUUCCUCAGUUGAAGGGUAAUGGUGCAACUGGUUUAGCGAUAUCUCUCCUCGGUGCCAUGGUUAUGCCGCACAAUCUCUUUCUCCACUCAGCUUUAGUUCUCUCUAGGAAAAUUCCUCGUUCAGUAACCGGCAUCAAGGAAGCUUGUCGGUAUUACUUGAUAGAAAGCGGAUUAGCACUUAUGGUGGCAUUUCUCAUCAAUGUCUCUGUGAUAUCAGUGAGUGGUGCAGUUUGUAAUGCCUCAGAUUUGAGUCCAGAAGAUCGAGCUAGUUGCCAAGAUUUGGACUUAAACAAAGCUUCAUUUCUGCUACGUAACGUUGUGGGUAAAUGGAGCUCAAAGCUAUUUGCAAUUGCGUUGCUUGCUUCCGGUCAGAGUUCAACCAUAACCGGAACAUAUGCUGGACAAUACGUUAUGCAGGGGUUUCUUGAUUUAAGACUAGAACCAUGGCUCAGAAACUUCCUAACCAGAUGCUUGGCUAUAAUCCCAAGUUUGAUCGUUGCUUUGAUAGGUGGCUCAGCUGGAGCCGGAAAGUUAAUCAUCAUUGCCUCGAUGAUCUUAUCCUUUGAACUCCCAUUUGCUUUAGUCCCACUUCUCAAAUUCACAAGCAGUAAAACCAAAAUGGGCUCACACGCCAAUUCACUUGUGAUUUCAUCGGUGACUUGGAUAAUUGGUGGACUUAUUAUGGGUAUAAACAUUUACUAUCUUGUAAGCAGCUUCAUCAAGUUGCUUCUCCAUAGUCACAUGAACCUUGUAGCCAUUGUUUUCUUAGGAGUUCUUGGAUUCUCAGGCAUUGCCACUUACUUAGCUGCCAUCAGUUACCUUGUCCUCCGUAAAAACAGAGAGUCCUCGUCCACACAUUUCCUAGACUUCAGUAACUCUCAGACCGAGGAAACACUUCCUAGAGAAGAUAUUGCCAACAUGCAGUUACCUAAUAGAGUAGCGGUUAUAGGAGACUUAAAUUGAAGAAUUAGAACAUUUCAGAUAGAAGAAAUAGUGUUUACUUAUUGUAAUCUAUUGCAUAGAAUAAAAAUGAAGUUGUUUACUUAAGUGUAAUCUAUUACAUAGAUCAAACAUGAAGACUUGACUACAAAAUCCAUCAAACGGUUUGGCCAAAGAACUGAGUGUACAGAUUCAUAACCAGACGAGACAUAUUGAAACAGAGGUUUCACAUAACCAGAGACAACAAACAAAAGCAACUUCAAUGGUUAAGGAUACUUAAGGGGGAUACUUGAGGGAAUUAAUAAGCUUUUCAAGACCCGAUCUUAAUGCCAUUUUCCACGGAUUCUUGCGAUGCUGAAGGAGGAGGAGGAGGAGGAGCAAGAUGGCCUUUCUCUUGUAAGCUCUUGACUGUGUCGUAGAGGCUUUGCUUGGUGGAAGUGAACUCUAAGCCUAAGUCCUUAAUCUUCUGGUUAGUGAAUUUGUAUGGCUUGGCUCUAGGGUUCUUCUCGUCCUUGCACCUGAAAACAUUAUUAAACCAGAAACAUCGUUGUUACUCAACAA
Messenger RNA from Arabidopsis thaliana (thale cress), 3160 nucleotides. RefSeq names its product NRAMP metal ion transporter 6 (gene NRAMP6). Gene Ontology annotation, biological process: metal ion transport; manganese ion transmembrane transport. Lineage: Eukaryota; Viridiplantae; Streptophyta; Magnoliopsida; Brassicales; Brassicaceae. Gene Ontology annotation, molecular function: metal ion transmembrane transporter activity. Gene Ontology annotation, cellular component: endomembrane system; membrane. The record is from RefSeq and is marked reviewed. Bases 1040 to 2623 code for a protein of 527 amino acids. The transcript has 13 exons.